Messenger RNA from Austrofundulus limnaeus, 2781 nucleotides. RefSeq names its product RAB6B, member RAS oncogene family a (gene rab6ba). Bases 224 to 871 code for a protein of 215 amino acids. NCBI's taxonomy places the organism in Eukaryota, Metazoa, Chordata, Actinopteri, Cyprinodontiformes, Rivulidae. The transcript has 8 exons. Gene Ontology annotation, molecular function: GTPase activity; GTP binding. The record is from RefSeq and is a predicted model, not a curated record.
UCUCAGCCUUGCCUCUCCAGCGUCACGGAGCUGCAGAGCCCAUCGCGACGAGAGGAGGAGAGACGGAGCGAGAAAGAGAAAGCAACAUCGCCGCCCAUUGCCGUCAAGCAUCUUCAGCGACCAGCACCCAGAGCCGGGGUGGGAGAGCACAAGAAGUCCGCUCAGACUGCUCCACUGUGUCCGCAGCUGCCCUCCUCCCUUCGCCUGUUGUUUCCCCCUCAAAAUGUCGGUGGGAAGUGACUUCGGAAACCCCCUAAGAAAAUUCAAGCUGGUCUUUCUCGGGGAGCAGAGCGUUGGAAAGACGUCUCUGAUCACAAGGUUCAUGUAUGACAGCUUUGACAACACGUAUCAGGCGACAAUUGGAAUUGACUUUCUGUCUAAAACGAUGUACCUGGAAGAUCGAACGCGUUGUCUCUCUGAACCCCAGGUGAGGUUGCAACUCUGGGACACAGCAGGACAAGAGCGCUUCAGGAGCCUCAUCCCCAGUUAUAUACGGGACUCCACCGUGGCCGUGGUGGUCUACGACAUUACGAAUGUCAAUUCAUUCCAGCAGACGUCAAAAUGGAUUGACGAUGUGAGGACGGAGAGAGGAAGUGAUGUCAUCAUCAUGCUUGUUGGCAAUAAAACAGACUUGGCAGACAAGAGACAAAUUACAAUUGAGGAAGGGGAACAGAGGGCUAAAGAACUGAGUGUCAUGUUCAUCGAGACCAGCGCCAAAACUGGUUAUAACGUCAAACAGCUGUUUCGACGCGUGGCUGCGGCUCUGCCGGGGAUGGAAAGCAUGCAAGAAAUGAGCAAAGAAGGGAUGAUCGACAUCAAGUUGGACAAACCGCAGGAGCCGCAGACCACCGAGAGCGGCUGCUCCUGUUAAUGCCCACCGCCCGCCCGCCCACUGGUCAUCCACACGUCACACGCUUGUUAUGUUGCUUCCUGUUGGUUUAACCUGCUGUUGACUUUGCACGUUGACAUCUUGGUUUCCUCACCCAACUCAUUGGUUGGAGUUAGCAAUAUGUGGAAAAACUGCCAAAAAAAACAAAACAUAAAAACAAGAAGCUCGUUAAAGGAAACAACUAACAGAACAAAUUUCUUUUGUAUGUAGGGAAAGCUUCGUUUGUUUCUUUUUUCAGGAAAACCCCUCUGGAAAGGUGUUUUUGUUUUUUUAUGUGUGAAGGAUACAAAGAAGACUUCAGUUAAACUCUGGCAGCCAAUCACAGCGUUCCUGCCUGCAGCCCAGCUGCUGUCGUACAUCUGUGUUUCUGACGCCGCGGGGCUAACUCAGCUAAUGCAUGCCUACUUGUACAGCAUAGGUACGGUCUACUUGUGUACACCUGUUAGAUAAACAUGUCAUUGGUAAUAUUACACAAGUGGUUUGAUGCAUUGUCCAGUUUUUUUUAAAUGGAUUUGUAUUCAGAGCACCGUUUUGUGUGUGUGAACUUGUGCUUUGUGUACAGACGACGUUCCACUGAGGGCCACUGCCACUUCGCUGCAUCCUCACAUCGCACCUCUGUUUUUUUGUUUUGUUUUCAGAGUUUGGCGUAAACUUUGUACAGCUGCUUGUGYGAUAAAUGGUGUGUUUAAUAAGCUGCACAUACAGCUGGAAGUGAGUCAGAACCCUGGCUUUAUGUCCCACAGAAACACACUUCCCUGAUUGACCUGCUGACUAAUCAUACAGACCUCUGAAGGGCGGAUCCACACGCUUUGAAGUGGUGUUCUGAGGAGUUAAUAUCUUACCUGCUGUGGAUAGAUGCUUGAACAACCGUUAGUCUAAACUGCAGGGGAUCACUCCAGUAUUAAAACACCAAUGUUUCAUAUUUCACAGCUUAUUUAUGCAGUUGCAUCGUUCGUUAUCUACAGCAGGUUAGAUGUUAACUGUUCAUAGCAUCUGCACAAAAUACCACUUCAGAAUGUCUGAAAUGCCUCUUUAACCUGUUUCAUCCUGACUAAAGACUAAUUUGCACAUGUAUUUAGAGCUUUCAGGUUGGUAUGAAGUUGAGAGACGCUUCAUUAUUAUUAUUGUAUAAUAAUUCAAAGACACGUCUGAUUGUUAAAGAUUUGUUGCGUAACUCGUUUCCACUUUGUUUGUACAUUUUUAUUUGUUUGCUCGRGUUUGAACUGACUCUUAAUGCUGGAACUUUGCUUUUUGUUCCCCCCCUUCAGAGUUUGGGAAGGUUUUGCAGGUGCGGUCAGUCGGCGUUAAGAACACUACUUUUUGAUUUGUUUYCGGUGAGAAAUCUUUACUGCACUUUUCAAGAGCGUGUUCUAGAUUUAGAGCGACGGUGUGAGUAAAACAAAGUGUGGAGUGUUAGAGUAGAAACUGUAGGAAAUGAUGACGCGUGAGGAGCACGCUGGUAAAAAACAAACAAACUGCUUCUAACUUAAAGAGCCAAAUAAUGAACAGAGACAGGGUCAGGUUUGGUUCCUCUGACAUGUGGAGGAAAUAUAAAAACAAAAGCUGCGCUGCUCUGUUGUCCCAGAACCAGAACAUCCUGCUCUCCUCACACAUCCUGCACGGAGGAAACGUUGAGGCGUGUUUUAACCCACCUGCUGGCCCAUUUUAACACUCCAUCAAAAUGGACCAAGUGAUGCUGAAAGCUGUUGGAGGGUGGGGUCGGAGGGUCUGAGCCGGCCCCAGUGUGUGUGUGUGUGUGUGUGUGUGUGUGUGUGUGUGUGUGUGUGUGUGUUUACAGUCACCUCUCGGAGCAGCAGACCUGGUUCAUUCACUCUGUACAGAGCUCUAGCAUGUCUCUUCAAAUGAUUAAUAAAGAUGUCUUAUUACCAAAA